GUUUCGACAGCGAACAUGUCUCGGCCUGUCAGAAAUAGGAAGGUCGUUGAUUACUCACAGUUUCAGGAAUCUGAUGAUGCAGAUGAAGAUUAUGGAAGAGAUUCGGGUCCUCCUGCUAAGAAAAUUCGAUCAUCUCCCCGAGAAGCUAAAAAUAAGAGGCGAUCUGGAAAGAAUUCACAGGAGGAUAGUGAGGACUCAGAAGAAAAAGAUGUGAAGACCAAGAAGGACGAUUCUCACUCAGCAGAGGACAGUGAAGAUGAAAAAGAAGAUCAUAAAAAUGUGCGCCAGCAACGGCAGGCAGCAUCUAAAGCAGCUUCUAAACAGAGAGAGAUGCUCAUGGAAGAUGUGGGCAGUGAGGAAGAACAAGAAGAAGAGGAUGAGGCACCAUUCCAGGAGAAAGAUUCCGGCAGUGAUGAAGAUUUCCUAAUGGAAGAUGAUGAUGAUAGUGACUAUGGCAGUUCAAAAAAGAAAAACAAAAAGAUGGUUAAGAAGUCCAAACCUGAGAGAAAAGAAAAGAAAAUGCCUAAGCCCAGGCUAAAGGCCACAGUAACACCAAGCCCAGUGAAAGGCAAAGGGAAAGUGGGCCGCCCCACAGCUUCAAAGGCGUCAAAGGAAAAGACUCCUUCUCCCAAAGAGGAAGAUGAGGAACCAGAAAGCCCUCCAGAAAAGAAAACAUCUGCAAGCCCCCCACCUGAGAAAUCUGGGGAUGAAGGGUCUGAAGAUGAAGCCCAGUCUGGGGAGGAUUAAAAGUGAUGAUGGUUUGGGGAGAGAUUUUAUUAAAAAAAGAAAAAAGAAAAAAAGAGGGGAAAAAAGAGAACCUACUUAAGAUAGAACAUGGUUUUGGCUAUGGCUUGACUCAUGGGCUUUCAGUGCUUUUUCCCAUUUGUUUAAAAUAACAUUUUCUCUCUCUCUCUCUUUUUUUUCUUUUCUUUUCUUUUCUUUUUUUUUUUUUUUUUUAAGAAAACCAUUGUAUGUUUAAGUGUUUAAGUUACCUUUUUGUCUGCUGGUCUUCUCUUUGCCACUACUCCCCUCCCCCACAAUGAAAGCCAUGUCAAAUUAAUCACUGGAUUGACUGCUUCAUCUUUUUAUUUUUAAUGGAAGGUGUACCACAGUUGUAAAGCAAUAAGAGUUGAGAUGAACACUAUGGAAACUUUGCUUUUUGCUAAUGAUAGCAAGUUGAACAGUAAUCAAAAACGUAGAAAGGUUUUAGUUAAAAAUGACCGCUUCAUUCUCUACCUGGACUUUUAAAAAAUUAAUUGUCAUCUAAUAUGAGUUUAUAUUGUCUUUAUAAAUGUCUAAAAAAAUCAUGACUUUGAACUUCCACUGAUGAGGCAGGUAGGAGAAAAAGAUGAAUUCUGAAUUAUUAUUGAAAGUACUCAUUUUUACCUUGGAGAGAGGGCAGGAAAUGGGGGUACCUGACCCUGUCUGAGGGUGUGGUUUUCUUUUUUUGUUUCAUCACUUAUCUCUAAGACACUCAGAGCCAGUGAUCCUUUUAUCCUGCUACUGUCUUUAAGGAGCUAAAAAAAAAAAAGGAGGGGUGGUAAAAACUGAAACACUCUUGUUUUAUAUUUCAUUCUCUAAUGAUUCAUGUUUUAAAAAUAUAUAUGUAUCCUGUUUUUCAGAUAAAAUUUUACCAAGGAUCCCCCCCAAAAAACCAAAAACUCCCAUGCUAGAAUUUAAUCGGCAGGAUCAGCCUACACAUCAUUGUGGAUUUCUUCUCAAACUGACAAUGUUUAGGUUUUAAGCAAAUAAAAUUCCAGUUAAUGUGAAACUAAUCACAAAGAGUUAAGAUUUUUCCUUCAUGAAAACAGAGUUGAAAUUAUUUUAUGCUAUAAAUGUGCAUUCAGAUCCCAUGAACCAUGCUUUGUUUUUAUUUGGAGAUAGAACAUUUUCCUUUUCAUAUGUGGAUCUUCCUAUUUCUUCAUAGAAAUGUGGUAUGAAGUACAUCUCUCUACUUCCCAGUGUUCACCUACCCCCAGUGCCUAUCAGUUUUACUAUACGGCACUAUUUUCCUGGCUCUAUUCUUCACUUCCUUCCCAUCCUGUACUUGACGAGAGUAUGUUAAAUGCUGCUCCCAUACUGUUUGGUUUGCUUUCUUCUUUUUAGUUAGUCCGACCCCCUGCUUACUGCUCAUAUUGCUUAAAGCAGGAGACUGGGACUCAGCAAGAUGAGAAACCAUGCAUUUUAGGAAGCCUAUGUGCAGUUGAUAACAGACUUUUUGCCUUAUGAAAGCAUUCAGGAGAUAGAUCCAUAGGUUUGAUCAUCUGCAUCCUGAUACCAUGAGCUAUAGGAAGCAAGGUUUAGGAGUCCUAGUAUGCUAAUAAAUAGAAAAACUGGUGAAAUUUAACUUAUGCCUUUUAAUCUGCAUUUUCUUCCUCAAUAUCCUCCUUUUGUGGUUUUCUUUCUGUCUAAGUGACAGCAUAUUUUUCUCAGAAAACAUGGCUUUCUUGCAGGUGUUCCUAGGACAAAGGGUUACUUACGGAGUAUUUUCACUCUGAUUUUUAGACACUUUAAAGAACAUUCUUACUCUGAUUUUUUUGAAACAUGCAGUGGCAGAGAGUCAUUUCACUGUUGCACUGCGUGUUAAAGAAUGGUUAAGGAGUUUUUAGUACAUGGCCAAAAAUACAGGACUUGAACAUAAGUAGCAGUUGGGUUAUUAUCUUUCACGAUGGUUAAAUUUAUAGUUGUGAACUUUGUAAUGAGGAUGCUAAGAAUUAUUCUGUUUGCUUUAGUGGGUUUAUUCAGGUCUCCAUCUUUAACAAAAAGGUUUGUGUUCAUAUAGUAAAAAACUGAUCAGUGUUUCCACCGUGCACUUCUAUUUUUUAGGGGUUUAUAACUUUGUCUUACAUUCCUAGUAACAUUUGGGCUUUCCUUAGUUAUGUUUCAUGAAGAUUGGGGGAGGGCUCUUUUAAAACUUUAGCCUCGAUUUUUUUGUGUAACAGCCUCUUUAAUACAUUUAUCUGCACUAACAUCUCUGAUUGUGAUAUACGCACAUACUUUAGAGAUAAUCAUGUCUUCUGGGUUACUUGUGUGCAUUUGAUUGGGCUUCUUGUUUAGAGUCCCUUUUAAAAUUAAUUCAUUAGGUUGGAAAAUGUAUUCUAUAUAUCUAGUAGACUGGACAGAGGAUCUGUGUCCCCAAGUGAGAUAGGCUCUGAAUGACUUUUGGUUUCUCCACUUUUUAUUGAUUUAAAACACUCUAGUCUUCCCCUAAAAUCAUGCAUGCAAAUAGGAGGACAGUUGUGGCAACUCAACUGGAAACAGGUGCUCAAUAGUCAGGCUUGGUAGUGAUGUAAGGAUGUAUUACAAGCUAUAAGCCGAUAGUGACUGGCCAUUGGCACCAUCCUUGACUAAACUUCCUCUUUUUCUAGUGUGCCUAUGGCGAAAUGGCAAUAGCAUUCACUGUCUUAUUUUACAGUGCUCAGGAAGUGGGACAUUAACUCUGAAGGUGCUUGUUUGUGUGAUCUGAAUUCUCUAUUUAGCUCUGCUAGGUUUACCUCUAUAACAUAGAUUUCAGCAGCUGCGCUGACUGACACUACAUUCUAGUUCUUAAGAUUCUUUUUAUCCUGACCCCACCCCAGCUAGAAAUGGGUAGCUUACAUUUUAUUCAGUCUGUCUGCUGUUGAUUUUAGCUCUCCCCACCUCAGAUCAGAAUUAAUGUAGUGGGCCCAAAGGAUACAUUUUAAUUUCAGUAAUGGUAGAUUUGUCCUGCUUUCUGAACAUCUCCCUCUUUCAUGUCACCACUCCCUAUUGAUUCCAUAAAGGAAAAUUAAUGGGUGUUUCCUCCUUUAGGGAGAUGAUGAGUGGAAAUCUUUUAAUUUUGAAUAAUAAUAGUUGAUUUCCCUUAUUGCAGGAGCUUUGAUAUUGAUAUUUCACAAUAACUGGUUUGCCCAGUUCAAUCCUCAAUUCAGUAGUAAUUCUUGGUAUUGGUUCAAAUAGCAUUUUCUUGUAGAUAAAUCAAGAGUGGAAUUUGAAGUUAUAAUCCAGUAAAGUUUUUGACACUCUUGUGUCAGCUAAACUGAACGUGACACUUUUUUUUAAUGGUUCUUUUUUUUACCCAUGAACAUUCAAGGAACAAGUGGAUUUUAGUGUAUUGGUUGGGGAAGGGAAUAGUGCUUUUCUUUAAUCAAACUUCAGUUUAGGAGAUGCUUUGAGAGUGUUAGAAAGGCAAGAGCAGAAUUUAAUACCAGGAGCAAUGGAGAAAGUUUUAUAAAAGAUUAUGUGGCCGUUGUUGCUGUUCUAAAGAACAAGUACUGGUUUGAGCAGUUCUUUCUUUGCCUACAUCACCAGUAGCUGCACUGAAAAGAAAAAACUAUAAACUUAAAAGUUUGGAAAAGACAAAACCUGGCCUUGGUCUUUAUGGUAUUUAGACCAAGAUAUUUAGAACAAGUAAUUACACAUUUUCUACCAAGGGAGAGUGAAAGUAUAACAAGCUGGUUGCUCCAGAGGUUAGAAAAUUAUCCUAUUCUCUGGAUGAAGCUGGGUUUACUUGAAAAUGGAGAAUUGGUUUAUUUUUUGAGUAUUGGAACAUCAGAAUAUCUAUAGGAAAGUUUCAGUCUCAACCCAUUUUCCCUUUAGUCUUGGAUAAACUCGAUACAACAUGAUUCCCUGUUUGAAUCCCAAAUCUGUAAGUUACACUUUUUUUCAAAGUCUAAUUCACAAAAUUCACAGUGGUGCUGACUGUGUAUUAACCACUAUUGAGAAAAAUCCCGUAAACCUGCCUGUUGCCAUGCCAAUGAAAUGACUGAACUGGUGACAUCUGUCUGAGCAUGCUUCGUGUGGCUGGUAGAAUGCCACCGUUGUGCAUACUCUUUGAACAUCAGGGGUGAAGGGAGGGUUUUCUAGAUUAUGGGGGGAGGGUAAAAUUGGGAUUUUUUGUUCCUUUUUUGAUGGGGUGUGGGAGUAUAGUACUCAGCUUAUGCCCCAAAAUAACAUGUAUAAAAACCCCUGAAGUAUUGUGUGAAUGUGUGUGUGAGUGUGUGUUUGUAUAUGUCUGGCAGUUAAACCUUUGUCUUCUGGAAAUCAGUGAAUUCUUUUCUUUUUUUUUCCUCCAGAAGUAUUUGUUACAAGAUUUGUAAAUAAGAGCUCUACUUAGUUUGUUUACCCUGAACGUGUUGCAGCAAACCUUAUAUGCCUAAUUCCUGCAAGGUUUAAGGAAAGACUUUAAGACUUGCCAGGUUAAGCAGCAGCCAAGUUCUCAGUAAUUGUUUGCCUUGAUUCAUCUUUUAGACUUUUCAUUUUGCCAGCUCUAAAACUCCCAGUCUCCUUGAUUUUAGUUCUUAAUCUUUUAUAUUCUGAGCAGGAAGGGUAAAAAAAAGAGGAACCUGCUUAAAUGUAUUAAUUAGUCCAUGAGCUGAGACCGGGGCAUCCCUUACUUCAUACUGCAAUGUUGCUAGAUACAUGAUCAGACACCAGAGGGUUGGGCAUUCUUGCAAUACCUUAACAGUGCUGAAAUCUGCAGCAUGGUACUAAGGAAGUUAAAGUUUGAAUGUAACCACUUUAUUUAAAAGUUUUUUUCUUUAAUUUAAAUGAAAUAGGGUUGAAGUGAACAUGAUUUGUUGACCAUGUUCGUGAAUUAUAGAUGCAACAUGCAUUGGUAGAAUCGUGUGAUGGUCUUUUGUGAUACUUAAUUUUCACAUAUCCCAGUCUCUGUAUGUAUCUGCAUAGACAAAGAAAAAACAAACUCCUGCUUUGCUUUUAUUGAAGGGUUUCCAGGACUGCGUGUCUGCUCCUGAGCUCUGUUUUAAGUAUGUGUAUCCUUCGCUUGUAUUUUGUAUUAAAAAAUAAGAAAAAGAACCCUUUAUUGUUGAGCAUGUUGGCAUUGUCCCCUUUAUUUUUUUCUCUUUUUGGGACAUAUGAAGCAAGUUAUUCUUUUUCUGUAUCUUUUUUUCUUUUGUAAACUUUUUGUUUUGUUUUGUUUAAAAAUGGCUUUAUAAAAGGGCUUUUAUAACCCA
Molecule: messenger RNA, 5951 nt
Organism: Cynocephalus volans (Philippine flying lemur)
Lineage: Eukaryota; Metazoa; Chordata; Mammalia; Dermoptera; Cynocephalidae
Gene: NUCKS1
Product: nuclear casein kinase and cyclin dependent kinase substrate 1
Exons: 7
Coding region: 16-747 (243 amino acids)
Biological process (GO): double-strand break repair via homologous recombination; interstrand cross-link repair
Cellular component (GO): cytoplasm
Molecular function (GO): double-stranded DNA binding; single-stranded DNA binding
Source: RefSeq, a predicted model, not a curated record